Molecule: messenger RNA, 2045 nt
Organism: Cajanus cajan (pigeon pea)
Lineage: Eukaryota; Viridiplantae; Streptophyta; Magnoliopsida; Fabales; Fabaceae
Product: transducin family protein / WD-40 repeat family protein
Molecular function (GO): protein binding
Source: RefSeq, a predicted model, not a curated record
AGUUUGAGUUCUGAGUUCUACGCUUGAUCCUAUUUCUAUUCUUAGCCUUCAAUCUUAAUGCUUUUGGGUACCUUCUAGACACUUCCAUUCUAGUUCGUGUUGCUCACUGCUGAUGCUUCCAAUUUCCAUCGAAUUUUUCUCAGUCUUUUAGCAUCUAGGGUUUACCGUAUCCUCUCCAUUUCGAUUUGAACCGUCUUCCCUCUCUCGGGGUAGCUCCAAUUUAGGGUCAAUAUUCAUGCCUCUAUACCGUGCAUGGAGAAUUCUUCCGAGGCGCUCGGUUCCAAAGGCUUGAUCAAUAGGCAUGAAUUCGUGAGGAUCAUAAUCCAGUGCCUGUAUUCAUUAGGGUACAGCAACUCCGCCUCGUGUUUGGAAUCGGAGUCUGGUGUCUCGUACUGGUCCAACGAGUUUCAGUUACUUGAAUCGCUUAUACUCAACGGGAACUUGGGCGAUUGCAUCGAUUAUCUCAAUUCCAUAAAGGAUGUGUUGGGUGAAACCGCGGAAUCCGCACUGUUUCUUGUCUUCAGGCAGUGUGUGAUGGAGUAUCUGAAUUGCGGUGAGGACGCGUUGGCCUUGGGGGUGUUGAGGAAGCAGGUUUCGGCCUUGGAUGUGGACAAGUACAAAGUUCACGGUUUGGCUACGUGCUUGCUUUCGUUGAAGGAUAGGGAGUUGGGUGCGGUUGUUGGCAGUGGUGGUGAUGUUGUUGUGCAUGAUUUGAGGAGAAAAUUGUUGGGGGAUUUGGAGAAGUUGUUCCCUCCUCCAAUUGUCGUGCCUGAAGCAAGGCUGGAGCACUUGGUGGAAAGUACUGUUACUGCCUGGGUGGAUGCGUGUAUGUAUCAUAGUUCAUCGAAUACGGUUUCGCUUUAUGAGGAUCAUUGCUGCAGCAGGGAUGAGAUUCCUACAACGACGACUCAGAUAUUGACUGGACAUAAAAAUGAAGUUUGGUUUGUUCAAUUUUCUAAUAAUGGGGAGUACCUAGCCUCUUCAUCCAAUGAUUGCACAGCCAUCAUAUGGAAGGUGCUGGAGGAUGGAAAAUUGACAUUGAAACAUACACUUUGUGGUCACCAACAGGCUGUAUCUUUUUUAGCAUGGAGUCCUGAUGACACCAAGUUGCUUACAUGUGGUAACACGGAAGUUUUAAAGCUGUGGGAUGUUGAAACAGGUACAUGCAAGCAAACAUUCGGGAAUCAAGGCUUUGUUGUCAGCUGUUGUGCCUGGUUUCCCAACUCAAAACAGUUUGCGUGUGGCAGUUCUGACCCCGAGAAGGGUGUCUGCAUGUGGGAUUGUGAAGGAAAUGUGAUCAAAUCAUGGAGAGGAAUGAGGAUGCCCAAAGUCGUAGAUCUUGCUGUUACUCCAGAUGGCGAGUAUCUUAUCAGCAUAUUCGUGGACAAAGAAAUUCGAAUUCUGCAUAUGGCAACCAAUACUGAGCAAGUUAUUUCAGAGGAGCACCCAAUCACAUCCCUUUCAGUUUCAGGAGAUAGUAAGUUGUUCAUUGUCAAUCUAAACAGCCAAGAGAUUCAUAUGUGGGAUGUGGCCGGGAAAUGGGAAAAGCCCCUGAGGUUUAUGGGCCACAAGCAACACAAAUAUGUGAUAAGGUCAUGCUUUGGUGGAUUGAAUAACACAUUUAUCGCCAGUGGUAGUGAGAAUUCAGAGGUAUACAUUUGGAACUGCCGGAACUCGAGGCCUAUAGAGGUUCUAUCUGGGCACUCCACGACUGUUAACUGUGUGAGCUGGAACCCCAAAAUGCCACAAAUGUUGGCAUCUGCAAGUGAUGAUCAUACAAUUCGUAUAUGGGGACCCAGCUUAAAAAAAAAGAAGGCAACAUGAGUAGAUUAGAUGAGCACGUUGCAUAUCUAAAUUUGAAGCCUAGUGUAGUGUGGUAGCAUAUACGAGUUUAUUCUUUUUCCCCUUCCCAAUGCCUGUUCAGGUCACAGCAUGAGUUUGUAAAGUCGUAGUUUACCCAUGCAAGAAUUUUGGAAUUUUGGGCGUACAUUUCCCAUCUGUAUAUCUCCUUUCCUUCAUUUGUUAGUAUACUCUUUAUUUUGUCC